GUAAAGAGAAGCUUUAAUAGUCUAACUUCCGGUAUUUCUGGUUACAUGUGUCUAACUCGACAUUUCCUCCAGUGUAGAGGGGGUGUGUUCAAAGAUUUAAAUCCCUCACAGAUGAGCGGUUGGUGAACCGUAGUGGUGUUGCUUGCGCCAUAUUGCCUUCCUUUUAAGGGGAGAGGAGUUUGGCCGAUCCGCUUGACAAACCAAACCAGACUCCAGACAUGAAGCUUUUUGGAAAAAUCUUGUAAAACGGUAUCGCAUGAUUUUUUUUUCGUGUCCUAGAGUGUAAAGUGUCAAAUUGCGAAGUUGCUUGCAUUGGUUAUUUCUGUGUGGACGGUACUCGGUAAACUCGAGUCCAAUGGAUCCCAGGACCGUUUGGAUUCAACCGGAGCAGAAGGGACCGGCCAAUUCCCUGUGGAUGCAGAUUUGGGAGACCUCUCAGGCAUUCGGAGCAAAUUCCGGCCUCGACAACCAGCCUCACCACCAGCGCAACUUUGCGGUACAAAAUGCAAACUUGGGCUCUUACGUUGAGCGCUGCAGGCAUGUAGUGCCGACACCCGGGACUGUGUUUGGUAAACUGCCGCGGGCAGACAGCGGCGGCGGAGAGAGGGGAAGUGUCCGGAGGAAGGGCUCCUUGUCACCGUCCUCCUCCUCUCUGGACUCGGAGGCCGACAGCUCCUCUCCCCACGGCUCCUCGCUUCAGAUUGACAGUAUGAGCGCGGCGGACGAGGCCGAGCAGUUUUUGCACUACGGUGAGCGGAAGGUGAACGAGAACAGCCUCAGACAGCCUUUUCACGCUGUUCAGCAACACUGUCGCAGCAUGCAACAGCCCGGCGGCCACACCCCCACAGGGAUGAAGAACCAUCCAGGGAGCAAGCAGCACCACUAUCAAUCACAUCCACCCGGCCGCAGGAGGCAGCUGAACAGGGCCAACACUUUCCACGGCUUCAACCCUCUCCUCUCCUACGACAUCAAUGCCCACUACGUAGACUCUUCCUAUAUCCUGUGGAAAACCCGGCGCUACAGCCCGGGCAUUAAUGGCUUACACGAGGAAAUAAUGGACUUCUUCAGCUUCAUGUCCCCAAGACCAGAGGAGGAGGCCAUGAGAAGGGAUGUAGUGAACAGAAUAGAAAGUGUCAUCAAGGAUUUGUGGCCUACAGCUCGGGUGGAAAUUUUUGGCAGCUUCAGCACAGGUCUAUAUCUUCCUACAAGUGACAUUGACCUUGUGGUGUUUGGGAAGUGGGAUCAUCCCCCACUUCAGGAUCUCGAACAAGCUCUUAAAAAACACAAUGUGGCCGGCAAUUAUCCUAUCAAAGUACUUGACAAAGCUACAGUUCCAAUUAUUAAACUCACUGAUCAUCAGACCAAGGUCAAAGUGGACAUCAGCUUUAAUGUGGAGACUGCAGUGAAAGCGGCACAGUUAAUCAAAAGCUACCUUAAGAAAUACACAGUUCUUCCACCCUUGAUCUUCGUUCUGAAGCAGUUUCUCUUACAAAGGGAUCUGAACGAAGUCUUUACUGGAGGCAUCAGCUCAUACAGCCUUAUACUAAUGGCCAUCAGCUUCUUGCAGUUACAUCCUCGGAUUGACACACGGCGGACCAACAUUAACCUGGGGAUCCUGCUAAUUGAGUUCUUUGAGCUCUACGGUCGUGACUUCAACUACAUGAAAACAGGCAUCCGAGUGAAGAAUGGAGGAGCUUACCUGUCCAAGGAAGAGAUGCUGAAAACGAUGGACCACGGAAACCGGCCUUCCAUGCUCUGCAUAGAAGAUCCUGUGCAGCCAGGGAACGACGUUGGCAGGAGUUCAUAUGGUGUCCUGCAAGUCAAGCAGGUCUUUGAUUUUGCAUAUAUGGUUUUGAGCCAUGGUGUUUCUCCUCUGUAUGCAUACCCAAACAAAGAAUACGACAGCACUUUAGGACGGAUUGUGAAAGUUAGCCAAGAGGUGCUGUCCUACAGGGAAUGGAUAAUCAAGAAGUGGGGAGCCAAACAGUGUGCCAAGCGGCAAAACGAUGAUGUAGACACCUGUGAGCAGGAGCUUGCCAGAAUGAUGCUGAUUGAGGAUCAAAGAAACUCCCCCUCUCCUCUGAGCUCGGACUCCCUUUCACCUUCUCCCGUGUUUCCUCCCAGCCCUCAACACCAUUCCUCGUCUUCCUCAGCGUGCUCACUUUCAUCGUCUUCCUCUGGGAGCGACAUUGAGUCUGACUCUCCAAAAAGUAGCAACAGUUCUAUCCAUCUCCAUCCCCUCACCUUGGCUUCAAUCCAUUCAGUGAUCCAGGUGGCUACUGACCUGGGGGCCACACAUCCAGCGAGCUUUUUGCACACUUCUCACCCCGCACCCCAUGUUCAAAUGCCUCUCCCGGAAAACCUCACCAUCCCUCCUUCCAGUUGCCAGUUCUACCACGAGAACCCUCCCUCCAUUAGCGUUGUGCACCAUCACACGACGCACGCCGCACAAUUCCCCCAGCAGACUAAGCCACCGAGCCCUCUCCUCGCCCACCUAAACCACUCUCAGAUAGGUGGGCCGCUGCACCACCCGUAUGCCCAGAGAUCCUAUUCCCAAGGCUCACUAGAGCCUCACAAGUUUGGCUCAAAGCACAACCAAACUGGUAACAUCCAAUGCCAUAAUAUCUCUCAAGGCAACUUCAGUCUGCAGCACAGGCUGGUUCACCAAACUCACAACGUGGCGUCAUGCUUCAGGAACCAGCACCAGUACAACCGCAACACGUGGCGACGCAGAAAGAAAGACGUGGUCCCAGCUCUGAAUCAGAGCCAAUGAUGGAAGUCAGUCGUAGCACACAUUCUGCUGUUGAAGGGUCUCCAAAGCGCAUCUGCACUUGUCCUACAAUUCACAAGUUGGUAUGAGGCGUACCCCAUUGCUUGCUAGGACCAUGCAAAACAACCGAAAAAAACUAACCAUGCUCAUGUUGGUCUAUCAGUCUAAACUCAGUGGCCCUCAAACCAGCAUAAACUCAAUUCAGUUAAUGAAUUGGUGAUCAGCCUACUGCGCCUGCCUCACUGGCCUCAUCUCCAGAUUACAGAACCGUUAAGUAUUUAGUGUCCAUGCAAUUUGAACAUCAUGUGCCAUAGUAUUGUUGUGGUUCAUUUAAGCCUGACACUCCUUGAACUUUUCAAAAAAAUUUUUUUAUCGAGCCUUUUUUUAUUAUUAGGUUUUGGUCUUCUGAAUGCGUCUCCCUCUUUAGCUCUAAUACUUAUUCGGAGCUCUUAAAAGUUCAGCGUCUCUUCUAGAAAUUGUACUCUGGACCGAAGUGAAGCACUACACUUUCCUUCUACCUAUGCAGCGCAAUGCUGACAAUGUUUUUUGAUAUGAUGGCACAAAACGGACAUUGUCUCAAGUGCUUACACUGUGAAGACUGGUCUGAAUGUACACAUUUUGUGUGUGGGUAUGUUGGUCAUAAACUUUUUUUUUUUUUUUUUUUUCCCUCUUAUUUUAGACCCACCUGAAUUUUUAAAAUGCUUUUUGUUUUCACAUUGAUACCAUCGAUACUGCAGACUUUGCCACCUUAUGUUUUUGUGGCAACAAUGUGCAAUAUUACCAAGAUUUUAUUUCCCAUUUAAUUUUUUUUAGCCUUCGUUGAUGUGUGCAAUAGAUUGAUUCAAGGGCCUAGAGAAAGCAAGUGUGUUUGUGUGUGUGUAUGAGAGACCUUCCUGUAAAAGGAGAUGGCAUGGUAUAACAUUAGACAUGUGCCAAAAACCCUUGACUCAACAUUUACCCACUUGAAUUUUUCCACAUUAUCGCUUGAAUUUUGCCAACUGCCUGUCCAAAAUGUUUUCAUUUUUAUUUUAAGCCCCAGUAGUAUUUAGCAGAGCUCAAAACCAUCUUCAGCCAUGUUUUUCUCAUGACAUUUCAGAAGUAGUUGGUGCUAUUUUAUACCAGUAAAGUGCUUGUUUUCUGCCUUAUGAAUGCUCUGAUUCUGUUUAAGCAGCAGGUUAACUGCCUUCUUAACUGACCAAAUGUUUUUUGUUUUGUUUUUUUUUCCCUUGUGUGGAGCCAGAGCUUUCUGUAUAUGUUUCAGUAAGCACUGCCAGGGUUAUUGAGGUGCAAGCUCAGUGAGCAGACUACUUUUGCUGUUGGUAAAUGUCAGUAUUGCCAUCAUGUAUAUUUAUUUUUUUUUAUUAUUAUUAUUAUUAUUAUUCUGGUAAGUAAAUCUGCGAAAUGGUUGUAGGUCUUAAUAUUUUACAAUUUACACAUCAGUUUACUGAAAUGCGAGGGCUCCCACAUACGGAAGUUUUUUAGUAGAUAUUUGAGAACUUGUUUUGAAAGUCGAAUGUGCCUCCUGUGUACCAAACCAACAUGCUUUUCUUAAUAUUAUUCCUUGGUUUUCAACGCUGCUUUUCAAACCAUUAUCUGGGUUAUUACCACAUUGCAUCACACCACACCAAAUCCCCAGAUCUCUGUAUGAAGGAUGGGUUAUAAUGUGUAAACAACUUGCAUUUCAAUGCAUAACUUUUUUUUAAAUGUAAGUUUUCUAUUUUUUUAAUAAACAUUUUUAAAAAAGCUA
This is a messenger RNA of Gambusia affinis (western mosquitofish), 4517 nucleotides long. RefSeq names its product terminal nucleotidyltransferase 4A-like. The transcript has 11 exons. Gene Ontology annotation, molecular function: mRNA binding; poly(A) RNA polymerase activity. The coding region runs from base 356 to 2773 and encodes 805 amino acids. Gene Ontology annotation, cellular component: TRAMP complex; nucleolus. NCBI's taxonomy places the organism in Eukaryota, Metazoa, Chordata, Actinopteri, Cyprinodontiformes, Poeciliidae. The record is from RefSeq and is a predicted model, not a curated record. Gene Ontology annotation, biological process: RNA 3'-end processing.